This is a messenger RNA of Pseudoliparis swirei, 3012 nucleotides long. RefSeq names its product leucine-rich glioma-inactivated protein 1-like. The record is from RefSeq and is a predicted model, not a curated record. Gene Ontology annotation, biological process: myelination. Gene Ontology annotation, molecular function: protein binding. The coding region runs from base 401 to 2038 and encodes 545 amino acids. Lineage: Eukaryota; Metazoa; Chordata; Actinopteri; Perciformes; Liparidae. The transcript has 8 exons.
CGUAGGCGUGGUUUUGGAUGGAGAUUCUCCUUCUGCUCCCGCUGGGUUCCCCACCUGCCCUCACACCGUGUUUGUCACCGCGCCAGCUUGUAUUUUUCUGAGCUUCAGCCUCUAAAGCGCGAAUUUUAUGAUAUUAUAUAGUUUUUUUGGGUCACACGGGAUAUAAAUUCUUCUUUUGUCAGGGGGUGUAGUGUAAUUACAGCGCUGUGGACGCGCGGUUUCAUCACCGCCAGAGCGAGAGGCGGUGGCGGCGCACGGCACUCGGCGGAGAGAAACCGGAGCGGACGGCGCGUCCCUUGGCCUCCACACGGCAGCGUGGAAGAGGAACCACAGCGGAGCACCUGGUUCAUGUGGAGGCAGCUCUUCGACGCGCAGGUCGUGCCCGCAGCGGUUCGCGAGAAUGAGAAACACACGCACGAUGCCCAAGAGAUCGCCCUGGCUUUGCGCACUUGUAGUGGCGUCUGUUCUUCUCGCAGUGGACAGCAAGAGAGCCAGACCGCCUCGCUGCCCCUCGUCAUGUAUGUGUACCAAAGAUAACGCGUUGUGCGAGAGCGCACGACUGAUCCCUCGCAGCUUUCCGCCCGAUGUCAUAUCACUAUCGUUCGUCAAGUCUACAUUCACUGAAAUCCCGAAGGACAGCUUCAUCCACACGCCUGCCCUGCAUCUCCUUCUUUUCACAGCCAACAACCUGGAGUCUAUAAACGAAGAUGCUUUCCUUGGUCUUCCUCAUCUGGAGUAUCUGUUCAUAGAAAACAACCAAAUCAAGUCGAUCUCUCCACAUGCUUUCCGUGGACUAAAAACACUUGUGCAUCUGAGUCUGGCCUACAAUAAUCUGGAGACUCUGCCCAAAGAUUUGUUCAAGGGUCUCGAGGCCUUGAUGAAAGUAGACCUGAGAGGGAACCUAUUCAUCUGUGACUGUAAGUUGAAGUGGUUGGUGGACUGGAUAUACAGCACCAACACCACAGUGGACCAGAUCUACUGUAAAGGCCCGGCCUCAAAGCUGGACAAGAAAAUCAACGACCUUGUGCCGCUGUCCUUCGAUUGCAUAACCACAGAGUUCGCUUCCUACCAGUCUCUGAUGUUUGAAUCCAUUUCCGUGGAGGGAUUUUCCUUUGGGAAUGACCAGUAUGUGGUGUUUGCCCAACCCUUUAUAGGGAAAUGCAGCUUUCUAGAGUGGGAUCAUGUGGAGAUGGUCUUCAGAAACUUUGAUGACAUUGACAGCACAUCCACGGUCAUUUGCAAACCUCUGGUCAUCGACAGCCAGCUCUUUGUCAUUGUGGCCCAGCUGUUUGGUGGCUCACACAUCUACAAGCGCGACACCUCUGCCAACAAAUUCAUCAAACUCCAAGGCAUCGACAUCCUCAAAAUUCGCAAACCAAACGACGUCGAGACGUUCCUCAUCGACGGAGAAUCCUUCUUCGUCAUAGCAGACAGCUCCAAGGCCGGCUCCACCACCAUCUACAAGUGGAACGGCAACGGCUUCUACUCUCACCAAUCGCUCCACCCGUGGUACCGGGACACCGACGUGGAGUACAUGGAGAUCUCCUCCAAGCCUCACCUGAUCCUGUCCAGCAGUUCCCAGAGGCCGGUCAUCUACAAGUGGAACAAAGCCACCAAGUUGUUUGAGAGGCGCACCGACAUCCCCGAGAUGGAGGACGUCUACGCCGUGAAGCAUUUCCAGGUCAAAUCCGACCUCUUCAUCUGUCUGACGCGAUUCAUCGGCGACUCCAAAGUGAUGCGCUGGGACGGGGACCUCUUCCGAGAGCUGCAGACCGUGCCCUCCCGAGGCUCCAUGGUGUUCCAGCCCUUCUCCGUGGGCAGCUGGCAGUACGCCAUCCUGGGCAGCGACUACUCUUUCACCCAGGUGUACCGCUGGGAUGCCAAGAAGGGCGAGUUCGUCCAUUUCCAGGAGGUGAACAUCCAGGCGCCGAGGGCCUUCUCUCCAGUCGCCAUAGACAACCGGCAAUUCCUGCUGGCCUCCAGUUUCAAAGGGAAAACUCAGAUUUACGAGCACCUGGUUAUCGAUCUGAGCGACUGAGCCAAUGUGCUCUUGACUGAUGGGCCGAUUGUUUGGUUAUUCGAGUGGUUCAUAUUUUAAGAGAUGGCUGUCGCAGCCGAUGUAAACAACACUGCAAGUGUCAGGUGACUUGUCAGCUAACUUGAGCAAGGUAGGCUUUAGUCUUUUUUUCUUUCUUUUCACUUCCAUUGAAAUCGGUGCACGAUAAAAACAAUAACAUGCAUCUCAACCAAAAUACACUCGGCUGAGAUGCAUGUCGAGUUCAAUGCAUGCACCUCAAAUUAGGAUUAGACCCAAUACGUUGCCAUGGCAUUAAUGCACGAGCAGGGCCUCACGUCGGCCAUCCCAUCCUGAUGAACGCAUCAUCGAUGCUCAUUAAUCCAUUCAAUCUCACCUGUACGGUGUUUUCUGUGUUCAGCUUUUAAUGUGACUCAGCAAUGUUUAUACGUUUGUAAUCUCAAAUAUUUAUCGACAGAAAGUAAUGACGAAAUGGUACUUUAUAAUCUAUUAACUUGUUUAAUUGAACAAAUCUGCCAAAAUGAAAUGUUUACAUUUUUCUGUCUUUCCACACUUGUGCGCCAAACGAUUUGUACAUUUAGCUUUUGUAAGUUUCAGAGGGACCACGCCAGUUAGAUACAUAUUUGUUACUGAGAAUGAUUUUAAACUGUUUCUAAUUUGGGAAGUAUCAACAGAAAUGUGUGAGAAUAUACCUGUAAAUCCUUGCAGUUAACAUUUUUAUUGCUCACGGUUUGUAUAAUGUUUAAAGUAUUGAAAAUUACAGUUUUUCAUAAGAAGUAUGGAAAACAUUUUGGGCACAAGAAACUAUUUUCACACAAUUGAAGGAACUAAAAUGAAACACUGAGGAUAUUGUUCAUAAUGCUUUACCUUUGACUAACAUGUAUGCAAAAUACAUCAACAGUGUCAUGAUUAUAAUUAAGUUAUUGACUAAUAUCAUGCUAUGUAGAGUCAAUAAAGGUUUACAUUAUUAACUGUUA